Molecule: messenger RNA, 1038 nt
Organism: Macadamia integrifolia
Lineage: Eukaryota; Viridiplantae; Streptophyta; Magnoliopsida; Proteales; Proteaceae
Product: anthocyanin regulatory R-S protein-like
Exons: 2
Coding region: 81-782 (233 amino acids)
Biological process (GO): endosperm development; regulation of DNA-templated transcription
Molecular function (GO): protein dimerization activity; DNA-binding transcription factor activity
Source: RefSeq, a predicted model, not a curated record
GGAAUCUCGGCCUCUGCUUUGUAGAGAAACUGUAGUCUACUGAACUGCGACUCUGUGAGCACAAAGGACAAUCCAAAACUAUGGCUAUCGACUGGAACGAAUGGGACACAGAUGGAUCAUUGACACACAGGAAGUCCGGCGAAACAACCACCGCUCUCGGCAUCGACCCCAGGGAGCGCCACAAGUUGGCCGAGCGUGAGCGGCGCAAAUCAAUGAGAGAGCUCUUCCUCUCCCUCUACACUCUCCUUCCAAACUCCAACACAAUCCGAAAGGAACAAUCAGCAAUCCUUGACGAGAUCAUCAAAUACAUACCUUUGGCUGUCGCUCGUCUCCGAUCGCUCCAGAAUAGGAAAGACCCACCUUACUCUACUUCCUCUAGGGUAUCACAGUGGCCGGCGCCGCCUGUCCAGACAUCGGACCGUCACUCUGCUUCCUCUGAUUCAUCGGAAUUCGAUAUCCGAGUCGCUGACGAAGCUUCUUCGUCGUGUGUGUCGAUUCGGAUAAGAGGGGAUAGGGUUAAUGUGUCUUUAACUGAUACGAAUCCAAAGGGGAUAUCACAGGUUCUGCCACUCUCCGCCAUAUUAGAUGAGCUUGAAGCUCAUCACCUUGAGAUUGUUCGUUCUACCCAUUGCCGUGAUGGGAGCAAGAUACUCCAUCACACCGAAUGCAAGAUUUGUGAUGGGUUGGACAAAUCUCCUCCUCUAGAGCAACUAGCCGGAAAACUUCAUUGGUUGAGGAAAUCAUCUUCUUCGGUGAAGAGAAAAUUUGACCAGCUGAACUGAUGACUGACCAGAUCACCGCCCCACCAAUCAUCACUCAUCUAUAUCUCUGUUAUAACCCCUUCCCCACACCCCACACCCCACACCGCACACCCCACACCCCACACCCCACACCCCUUUUCUCUCUUUUUUUGUUCUUUUUCCAAUUUUCCUCUCUGCUGAAUCCAAUCUUGGACAGAGAAUUUUGAGAAAUUUUGUAAAUAAAAUCAUGAAAAAAAAGAUAGCUUUUCUAUCUUGAAUAGAAUUGAAUUGUGAUAAA